Molecule: messenger RNA, 4005 nt
Organism: Pocillopora meandrina
Lineage: Eukaryota; Metazoa; Cnidaria; Anthozoa; Scleractinia; Pocilloporidae
Source: the annotation of a GenBank genome assembly
ACCAAGCCUUUUAUUUCUGUUGGGGUCCUAGUUUUUCUAAGAAGAAGGCGCACAAAAAAAUAUAUUGUGUCAGGUUGGAGUAUUACAAAUUUCGUCCGCAUUAUUUCAAAUGAUUAUAUAGAUCUCGUUACUCACUACUAAGCUUUCGAAGACGAACCUGAUUACUUACAAACUCAAUCGCUUCGAAGUGCUUGGUAGCCAAGCUUUAUCACUGUUUCCCUUGGGGUAUUCUUCACCGUGUAUCACACAGCGGUAAUCAGACUUUUUCUCACAGGUAUGAAUGAAGUUGAUGAUAUUACUCUUGAAUGGGGUAUUGUUCUUGUGCUAUUGAUGAAUAGAAGUGUAUAUUUUGUUUUUGUUUUUUGUAACCUUGGACCCUCAGCUCAUUGGUCCAUGGCUCAUGUUGCCCUCUGUGUUGCCAUCCUCAAACUGAAAAUUUCCUUACAACAUCAUGUAUAUGAUAUAAAACUUAAAGGAGAGGUUACUUGCAACAUCAUCAUGCAGAAUUUCUUUGCAGCAUUGUUGAAAUUUCUUGUAAAAUAGGUAAAUCUCAUACAUCAUCACUAUUUGUAUGAAGUAAGUUAUUCUGAUGAACAUUUGUGUAUACUCUGUUCACAUGAAAUAUGAUAUAAGGCAUACAGUAUUAUGUUUAGACUCAGAAGACAGUAAACACUUUGAUUUGAUACUGACAAAUACAUUUUGUAGCGACCAAUCCCAAAUAAGUUCAGGACAUGCAAUCAAACCCCAAAACCACAAAUUAAUUACCUACAGCUGUUUGUUAUUUAUUUUUAUCUGCUCGAUAGGCCUUAUCUGAAGAUCACAGUAAAAUUUCAUUAACAUUUCAGGUGUCCAGGUUUUUCUGAGUUUCACAAUAAACCUAUGAUAGUAUGAGUUUCUCCCAACUCAGUGGUAGGGUGUCAAGCCUGGUAGUAUAUCUGGCAUGGUGUAAUUACAUGGCACUGAUUUCUCUUGUUAUUGUUUUUUUAUUAUUAUUUUAUCUCUUGUAAAGCGUCACUUCUGUCUGUGAGGAAGGAGGCUAAUGGUCAUAAAUACAUGUGGGUCAGUCCAUAUGUCAGAAGCAGAACUGGAAGGUUGUUAUUAGAGAGACUUGCUGAAAAUGACUGCCAAGAACUGGAAACAGAGAAAACAUCAGUGAGUUUCUUUAUGGUGUUCUGUGAUUGUUAGGGAUACAGGGCUCUUGGAUAGAAGUAACUAGCUUUCAAUCAGAAAUAACUUAAUAUGUCAUGCUUCAGAUUGUUUUACUGUAUGAUGAUGAAUUUUAAGACUUCUUUGUGAAAUUUUGUUUAUGUUAAUACAAAUUUUGUAUCAUUAAACAUGCAUUUUAGGUAAUAUGACUUUUUCACCUCAGAAGUUGCUUUAAAACUUGUAAUACCUGUUUGAUGACAGAUGGGUUUCAUUGACAACCAUCCAUAAGAGGGCUUAAACAAAAUAAUAAUUUUGAUAUUUCAAUAAUAAAGUAAUUAACAGAGAAAAAAUGAUUCAAGCAGUUGUGAAAGUUUCCAUUGAUCUUGUUCUGUGAAGAACAUUUUUAGUCUCAUUAGUCUAUAGAAAUGAAAAUGAAAGAAUUUUACAAACUCUUACAUUGAUGGUUUUUUGUGUGAUUUUGUAAUGCUUACAGUGGUACAAAUGUGAAAAUGUAGCUUUGCUGGAAGAGCUACAAGCUAAGUUUGUAGAGAGCUCACUGGAUCAAGAAACUGAAGCUUUCUUACAAAACUGUCAUGAGAAAGCUGAUGCAGUGUUCACACAGAUUGGACAUCUUCUAUUCAAAGGGUUCUUUGGUUUCUUUAUGUCUGUGACUACAGCAAAUGGGUAAUUAGUCUGAAAGAUUUGUAUUAUGUAUAAUUUAUGUGCACAAUUUCAUUUUGACUCAAGUGUAGACCAAAGAUGACUGUCACGCACUUUCUUUGCCCCAUGCUCAUGGCAAGAGAAAUAACAUUGUUUUUUGUGAUGAAACCCAAAAUUGAUCACCUUUCUCAUUCUAUUUACUUACUUAAUGCUUUUGUCAUUGCUGAAACAAGCAGUAUGCAGGAUGUCUUUCACUUAUGAACAUAUCAAUGGUCCAGCUUACCAUAGAGUCUCUUAGACUCAGUAGUAGAACACAGGAACUUGGAAUGCAAAGAUCUGUAAAUCAAUUAUUUGUGAAAAAAAUAACAUUCCUAUAAAAGUUACUUCACCUGUAUAACUUUUAAUUUCCUGAGUUCAGCAAACAAUUAGAUUUAUUUGUUAUUCUGUUUUGUAGAAUUUUGGAUCGAGGAUCAAUGUUUGUAUUUUCUGAUGCCCAGUUUCAAAGACUCAUGAAUGUAGAUGGGUCAUGGAAGACAGGGACUAUGUUAGACUUAGGAGCUGGUGAUGGCAAAGUAACAAGUGUUAUAAAACAUCACUUUGAUGAAGUUUACGCUACAGAGCAGUCUCCAUCUAUGAGGUGGAGACUCCAAGACAAGGGCUUCAAGUAAGUCAGCCCAUUACUGCUACUGCUCACUCUGGUUUCUGUAACAUGAAUCAAGGAUGAGUAUGUCUUCUUCUCCCCCUCUUUCCCUCCUUUGCUUUGUCUAGUUUCCCUACUGGUUGGCAAGUACCCAUUUUCAUUCCUAGUGCUCGCUCCACCUUUCUGAUCAGCACCGUGAGCCACAAAAUGCUAAAACGACAACCUUGUGGUUGAUACUUUUGUGUCAAAGUGGGCCAGAGUUAAUUUCCUCCAGCUAUCAUCUGCAUCUCAAAAACAUCUUUGCUUAAGUUCUCUAUUACAAGGCAAUGAUCUGAUCAGAGCAUGAAUGUGGAUUUCCUGAUUCAGUUGACAGUUUGUAACUGCCUGCCACCUCAACAGCUUUAGCAUUAAUUGUUAAUUCUCUCUUUUUAGAAUCCCUAGGACCCAAAUCUUAAAGUAUGUUAAAGUGCACAACACAAGGCCUACAGCUGAACUUCGCUGCUGAAUGUCUUUCCAUAUCUUUGUUUUUAUGAUUACCUUUUUAAGUUGAUGAGAUCUCGUAACAAACAUAAAUGCUGUGAUAUUUUCUUCCUAGCCUUUCUGUAAAUAACCAGGUUUGCUGUCUGUCACUAAAAAGCAAAUCGAGAAGUUUAAAAUCUGAGAAAGGGUUUUAAUGCAAGGCAUCAAAUCUCUCUGUCAAUGUCAGGUUACUUGAUGAAAGUGAAUGGAUGAAGGUUGAUUUCAAGUUUGAUGUGAUUGCAUGCCUAAACCUGUUGGAUAGGUGUGACAAACCUCUCACACUGCUCAGUGACAUUAAGGAAACUCUACAUCCUGAAACAGGCCGCCUGAUUGUUGCAGUUGUUCUUCCAUUUAGACCCCUUGUGGAAUCAGGUAUGCUUGAGUCUAUAAUUUUUGUUUUGUUUUUUUUUUUGUCUUACAGAAGCUAAUUUAAAAUGAAAACUAUGCCUUUAAUUAAGGAAGGACUUUAAUGGAAGUUACAUAUGGCAGUUACUAAGAGUACUCCAAAGGCCUAGAACAGGUGAUUCAAAUGCUCCAUCAUCAAAUGAUGGUUAAGGCAUCUGUGAGUAUUUUGCAGCAGUUUGGGUCAUCUCUGUUGAAAUGUUGAUAGUAACCUGUGGUACACUAACAUCCUAUCCAGAGAGGGUACCUAUCCUCUAAGCUACAUUCUGUAAGUUAUGCUAUGAAAGUCUGAUGAGUUUCUGCAGUGUAGGCAAAUAAGCAGCUUUUGUACAAGGUGUAAGCUAUCUCUGUCUUCAAAGAGAAAAAAAAAGAAAUAGAAUAUAAAUUUGUUUUAUAUAUAAAGAAAUUGAAGUCUGUAUUAUUCUUUAGGCACAAAGAUGAUUCAGCCAAGUGAAGUUAUAACAGUUCAUGGAAAUUCAUGGGAAGAACAAGUACAAAGUCUUGUUGAAGAUGUGUUUGAGCCAAGUGGAUUUACUGUGGAACUGUUUACAAGAGUUCCAUAUUUAUGUGAGGGUGAUUUGUAUAAGGAUUUUUACAUUCUGGAUGAUGCUUUGUUUGUUCUCAAAGUAUCACAAUAA